Messenger RNA from Centrocercus urophasianus (Greater sage-grouse), 2318 nucleotides. It is a transcript of the gene CUNH8orf34, whose product is annotated as chromosome unknown C8orf34 homolog. The coding region runs from base 2 to 1855 and encodes 617 amino acids. The record is from RefSeq and is a predicted model, not a curated record. The transcript is spliced from 14 exons. NCBI's taxonomy places the organism in Eukaryota, Metazoa, Chordata, Aves, Galliformes, Phasianidae.
CAUGGCGUCUCACCAGCAAACCAGGAUCCAAGCCUACCUGGAGAAAAAUAAGAUCGGUCCUCUCUUCGAGGAGUUGAUGACCAAGCUGAUAACAGAGACACCUGACCAGCCAAUCCCAUUUUUAAUUGAUCAUCUUCAGUCUAAACAAGGGAACCGUGGUCAGCUUCAGAGAACACUGUCUGGCUCUGCCGCCCUUUGGGCAGAGAGUGAAGCAUCAGAAAAUAAAGGAACAAGGAGAGAUUUCAGAAGUUAUGAUAAGCCUUGGCAGGUAAAUGCAAAGAAGCCUAAAAAGUCAAAGAGUGACCUUGCCGUAUCCAAUAUCUCUCCACCGUCACCGGAGUCCAAGUCAUUGCCAAGGUCAAUAGAGCAUCCUAAGUGGGAUUGGAGGACAAAACCGGAGAACCAUGAUUUUGAUGAGCUAAAUCAUAUUCUUCAAGAGAGCAAAAAACUUGGAAAAGCCCUUGAGAAUCUUUCUCGCAGUAUUGCUAUUUCUGAUGAACUUGAUAAGGAGACAACAGGUUUUAAUACCCCCCUUCUCAGACCUCGUGUGAUUGGAGAAUGGAUUGGUCGCGAAGAGAAUGAUGCUGAUCCCCUGGCUGCUGAGAUGCUGCAGCCACCAGUUCCAAGAAAUAAAAAUGAGCAGUGGGACAGUGAAGACAGCAGCAGUCCUGGUGGAAGCUUAAAAAUGGAGCCAAAGACCAAAGGACUAAAACAGCAACAGCAGCAACAUAAGAAACUGCUGGCUGCCAUGCUUUCUCAAGACUCCUUUGAUUCUGCCCACAGCACAGCUCCAUCCGUAACUGAAGAAGAUAUUGACAAUGAAGAUGAUGCAAUGGAACUGCUGGAGGAUCUUGAUGACCUAAGAAUGGAAGGAGUAACAAGUCUGAUGUCUUCUGGGAGCAAAUUCAAUCAAAGUAGAAGUGCUCAUCCUGCUGAACCGCAAGCAAAGGUCACAUUGAAUAUCUGUGCAAGAUGUGCCAGAUUGCAAGGAGAUAAUAUGGCAGAAAGGCCAGAAGAUGUCUCCAUGGUAUCUCAAACUUCAGAGCCAGCUAUGUCAGACUCUGAUGCUCAGGUACCUGGGAUUGAAACACUUAUGGAAGAUAUUGAUGAAUUGGAGAGUGCCUCUCAAGUGACAGCAUCUUCUCAGCCGGUUUGGACUAUGGAUGCCAUGGGUGUCAGAUCUGGUGGUUCCCCAAGACAGAAACUCUUAAAGGACUCCUUAGCAGCAAAAGAACUUCAGACCAUGGAAAAGCACCUAGCUGAUAUUGAAAAGGACCUAGCGCUGUGGGAAGAAGCAAGGCUCUCAAGAAGCCCUAGCAUCCAGCAUCACAGUUUAGGUACAUCUGAUCCUCAAGGCAAUCUUCAAGCUACACAGGGCCAAAAUCCGAGGCCAACUCAAAUGGGAAAAAACAUUCAGCUCCAAGGAAACAAAUCGCCACCACUGCCCACUAAUAGCCGAGCACAGGCCUCAGGUGUUACAAACAGCAGGCCUCCGACAGCUGGCGUGCAAACCAACAGGCCAUCGACUCCAUCAACGCCGGGGAGCAGACCUGUGACCCCAAACAGCUUGCUGUCACGGCCGCUCACUCCUAGCAGUCAAGGAAAUAAGGAAAGCAUCAUCAGUUUGCAUAGAAGUAGAUCUUUGACGUCAAAGAGCCAAAUGGGGAGGACCCUCAGCGCUGCUUCAGGGCUCUCUGUGCAAAUGAGUGGAGAUGUUGUCACUGUCACUGCUCAAAGAAGCAGUUUGUCAGAAGAUGAAUUCUUACAACAGCUUCAGCUUGCUCAUCAGCCUUGGAUGUUGCCGAGUGAUACAGAAAGUGAAGGAGUGGAAGCUGACCAAGACAAAUGUUUGUGAAAUCAGUGGGAUUGCUGAAGAGCAAUUUAAUAAAAACAAAAGUACGUUGAUCAAAACUACACCUGAACACUUGCUUUAGUUUAUACAUAAUAAUUUUAAAUGAAGUUAUUUUUCUAGUAUCAGCAGUACAUAAGGGGAGCCACUCCGAUACGUGGAUGCUGUAAUGCACUGAAUCAGAAUGCUUACUGUGGUACAGUGGCCUUAGGAAAGAAGGGUUGCUGUCACCAUUUAGUAUAAAGUUACUCUAAUGUUUUUGUUUAGUUUUACGCUGUGCUAUUUUGGAUUGACAUUUGAUAAACUAAACUCUGCCUGACCAAAAUAAACUUUGCCUAGAGACUGUAUGUAUUUUAACUUGUCUGAGGUUUUCUACUCCUUAUAUUUUUGUAAGCUUUGCUCUUUUUUAGAUUAACAGACAUGAAAGUAUUUUUCACCCACAUCUGCCAGUCUGUCCCAUUCAGAUCUC